AUGGCCACCAUUAGCAAUUCAGACUCCCUCCCCAGUGUAUUCCAAGCCUUCAUAGCUGAACAAGCAAACAUCAAAUUCACCCUGCCUGGUGAUGCAGAAUGGGCUGAAGUCACGAAUUGCUUUAUUAAGACAUCUAAAUUUCCGAGCGUCGUCGCCAGACCCCAAGAUGUGUCACACAUCCAGGAACUGGUUCGUUUCUGUGUCUCUCACUCAAGUGACUUUGUACUUCGCUCAGGCGGACAUGAUUGCACUGCCAGAAGCCAAGUCAACGGUGCAUUGACUAUCGAUAUGCGCGAUAUCAACUAUGUCAAUAUUUCGGAGGACAGGAAAACUGCUCAUAUUGGGGGAGGGAUUAUUACACGCGAGUUGGCGAAGGCUUUGGGAGUUCAAGGACUAAUUACACCAACGGCACCGAAUGCUUCAGUUGGAUAUGUUGGUUGGGCAACACUGGGAGGCUACAGCCCUUUGUCUACCAAGUAUGGACUGGGGGUUGAUCAGAUCAUCGGCGCUAAGUACGUCAAUGCUGAAGGUGCGUUAGUUGACGCAGGUGAAGAAGAGCUGACGGCCAUGCGUGGUGGAGGCGGUUGUCUUGGUGUUAUUACUCAGAUGACUAUUAAAGUGUACUCUCUGAAGGAGGCCUCUUUCAUCGAUGGAUACAACAAACCCACAGCGAGUGAAGACAUCCCAAACUGUCUCUCAAUUCAACUUACUGACGUCGCAAUUCCCCACGCCGGUAACAUCUUCACCAUCUCUUGCCUCUGGGCUGAUGAAGACCAUGAUGAAGGCCGUAGGUGGAUGGCCAAGACUGUCGCCCUAGGUACUUGCGUUAGGGAGGUUAUCAAGACUAACAGCUGGUCUGCUUACUGCGAAGAGAAAGAGAAACUCGCUGGAUACGGUGUAUACGGUCGCGCUCGAACUCUCAACUUCAAGGAUCUGACCCCCAAGACCUUUGAGAUCCUUGCUAAAUACAACGAGUCAGUCCCUGGUCCGGGGUCUCUCUUUUCAAUGCAAUUUCAUCGAGACUCUGGUCAUCAUCUUGACUCUAUGUUCUCGCCGCGCUGCGAUCACUAUUGGCUUGAGAUCAUCGCCACUUCUCUUGAAGAAGCAGGCGCUGAGGUGGCGGACCAGUGGGCCCUGAAUUUACAGAGAGCUUUCUGA
Molecule: messenger RNA, 1158 nt
Organism: Fusarium pseudograminearum CS3096
Lineage: Eukaryota; Fungi; Ascomycota; Sordariomycetes; Hypocreales; Nectriaceae
Exons: 3
Coding region: 1-1158 (385 amino acids)
Molecular function (GO): FAD binding
Source: RefSeq, a predicted model, not a curated record